GUCACCCCCCUUGUCUUCUCCGUCUCUCUUUCUCUGCAAAAUCUCUCCGUCUCCGCCAGAUCUCUAUCGAGAGGAUCCAUGGCCUCCGUCGCUGGUGCAUCGGCCUCCACGCAGGCUCGUCCUUGCCAAAUGGCAAUGGCAAUGAAGCAAGUUACAGGGUUUACCCAGGGAAGGAGCAAUCUUUCUUUCAUGCUUCGUCCAUUACCUGCUCGGUUGAGAUUCUCUUGCCCUGCAAAGCCCGAGACUGUGGAGAAGGUGUGUGAAAUUGUGAAGAAGCAGCUUUCGCUGGAUGGUUCGAAAACAGUGACAGCCACAACUAUGUUUACCGAGCUCGGUGCUGAUUCUCUUGACACGGUUGAGAUCGUGAUGGGUCUGGAGGAAGAGUUCGGGAUAACCAUGGCCGAGGAGAAAGCUCAGGCGAUCGCCACAAUCGGGCAGGCCGCGGAUGCAAUCGAGGAGCUCGUCAAGGAGAAGGGUAACUAAGAAGAGGUCUGUCUGAUCAUAUGGCUACAUUUCCAAAACAGGGUUUGUUCUUAUUGCUUUUGGUCAAUGGUAGAGAACAUUCAGUCUUUGAUAUCUAUUGCGAGAACUCUCUCUAGAAGGUUUGUCGCUCAGGCCUCUUUUAUGUCUGGAUUAAUGUUUUUGUCUUAUAAUGCCUGUCAUGCAUUGAUCUUCAGGGUUUUUUCUUGUAAUAAAACAUAAUUUUUAAUGAAA
Messenger RNA from Tarenaya hassleriana, 714 nucleotides. Its product is annotated as acyl carrier protein 2, chloroplastic-like. The transcript is spliced from 4 exons. The record is from RefSeq and is a predicted model, not a curated record. Gene Ontology annotation, molecular function: phosphopantetheine binding; acyl carrier activity. The coding region runs from base 79 to 483 and encodes 134 amino acids. NCBI's taxonomy places the organism in Eukaryota, Viridiplantae, Streptophyta, Magnoliopsida, Brassicales, Cleomaceae. Gene Ontology annotation, biological process: fatty acid biosynthetic process.